UGCGCAGAGCGCCGAGUUUCUUUCACAGUGUUGAAAACAUGGCGGAGAAAGACGCGGAAGUUGGAUUCAAAAAGGAGACUGUAAGCAAACUCUUGUCCAGUUUCUUCAAGGAGGACAAAACCAGAUUAAGCGGCGAUGCGACGCUGCUCAUGACAGAGUUGCUCAAGAUAUUUGUCCAAGAGGCUGCUGUGAGAUCACUGAAACAAGCGGAGUCUGAGGACUGCGACCGAGUAGACGUGGAGCACUUUGAAAAGAUUCUGCCUCAGCUGCUGCUGGACUUCUAAGCACAGUGAUGCCACAAGAUGGAGCCAGAGUGUUGCCUUAAGCGUUCCUGCUCAAAUCCAACAUGUUUAUUAUUUUGUUUUUUUUAAUCACUAAAAUCGGAGAUGACGUUUAAAUUCUGACCCUGUAUGUAUUCGAGUCGUGUGAUUUUAAGUAGAACGUGGCGGCGCUGUCCGCACGCCUCCACGUCACCACCAAUAAGGCCCACCUGUGCUCCUAUGUGCAACAACAGGUGCUUCCAGCAUGCAUAGUGCCCUUCAUCAAAGCCUCCUGGAGCAGUUGGAAGCAAUUAGAGUAAUAAGGGGAGCAGCUAGUCCCUUAGAUGAUGACAAGUGCCAGGAAAAAAGGAGUACCCCCUCCGGCCACUUUGAAGUUCCCUUUUGCUGUCCUGCGAUGUUUAGUUAGAGGGGGGGGGGGGGGGGGGAGGCAAAGGGGACCUCUGGCACAGGGGGAAAGUUGAAUGGGAGUGUGCGUGCGCGAACGUGUGCACGUGUUAGCCAAACAUGGCCAGAGACCACACGCAUAGAUAUUCUGUUUGAAAGGAAACAUAACAAAACACAUUGGAACACGGUCCAAGAAGAGCAGGGUGUAAUUCUGAAGGUAAAUAAACAAAAGAAGGCGAGUAGUUGAGGUGCUUUCUCUCUCCUCGCCACAGCGGAGGGGGAAGCUGGGCCUACAAGGGAGAGAGUAAUGUGGGCUCUUCUAACCCGAGUGCCUCAGAUGGUUUUCCACCCGUGGUGUAUUUGACCAGCGUGUCUUCAAUAUGAGUCAGCAUAGCUGUCCAACACCUCACUCUUAUUUAUUUGUGUGGCUUGCGAGUGACUCACUACGCUUACAAAUGCUGCUCACAUGCAGCUGGAAGCAACUGGGGGCUAAAUUCAAGGGUCCGGGCUCACAAGGUGCUCAAGGACAAGGCACAUGGAAUUUGACCCGGCACCCUUUUAGUAUAGGCCCAGGCUGGGUCUGUGUGUCACAGGAGAAACCUCCACAGCAGGACACACACACACACCGUCUCCUGAAGGAUAGAGAAGUUUAUUGAGGACCAGGUUAAUAAUUACAUUUGUAACUUUAGUGUAACUACUCACUACUACUACUACUACCACUCGCAUGACAUUAUUUUAUUAACAGAUGUGAAGGCAACAUUUUUUUUAUUCAUCCUUACUUAUUAACAAUGUAAUAAACAAACAUACAAAAAGAUGUAUUAUGCAUAUAGGCUUUCUGGGGAUUCAUUAGAGAAUAAUUGGAUCUCCAGCUGUCAAUCCUUGCAGAAGAAAUAAAAACAAUUAUUGUCUUGGA
Molecule: messenger RNA, 1578 nt
Organism: Cyclopterus lumpus (lumpfish)
Lineage: Eukaryota; Metazoa; Chordata; Actinopteri; Perciformes; Cyclopteridae
Gene: cenpx
Product: centromere protein X
Exons: 5
Coding region: 39-284 (81 amino acids)
Biological process (GO): replication fork processing; resolution of meiotic recombination intermediates; DNA repair
Cellular component (GO): FANCM-MHF complex; Fanconi anaemia nuclear complex
Molecular function (GO): protein heterodimerization activity
Source: RefSeq, a predicted model, not a curated record